Messenger RNA from Ceratotherium simum simum (southern white rhinoceros), 1764 nucleotides. NCBI's taxonomy places the organism in Eukaryota, Metazoa, Chordata, Mammalia, Perissodactyla, Rhinocerotidae. The record is from RefSeq and is a predicted model, not a curated record.
UCUGCGUGGUUUGUCGUCUGUCACAGAUGUUGCGUUAUGCGAGUUUUUAUCGUGUGGUUUCUCUCCCUGCUCUUAGGCAGAUGUGCAAUACCAACAUGUCUGUGUCCACUGAUGGUGCAGUAAGCACCGCGCAGAUCCCAGCUGCGGAGCAGGAGACCCUGGUUAUCUUCUACCUUGGCCAGUAUAUCAUGAUGAAACGGCUCUAUGAUGAGAAGCAGCAGCACAUGGUGUAUUGUUCCAAUGAUCUCCUGGGGGAUUUGUUUGGGGUGCCAAGCUUCUCUGUGAAAGAACACAGGAAAAUAUAUACAAUGAUCUACAGAAACUUGGUGGUAGUGAAUCAGCAGGAACCGUCAGAUUCAGGCACAUCUGUGAGUGAAAACAGGUGUCCCCUUGAAGAUGGGAGUGAUCAAAAGGAGCCUGUACAGGAGCUACAGGAAGAGAAACCUUCAUCUUCAGGUUUGGUUUCUCGACCAUCUACCUCAUCUAGAAGGAGAGCAGUUAGUGAGACAGAAGAAAAUGCUGAUGAAUUACUUGGUGAACGACAGAGAAAGCGCCACAAAUCCGACAGCAUCUCUCUUUCCUUUGAUGAAAGCCUCGCUCUGUGUGUCAUCAGGGAGAUCUGCUGUGAGAGGAGCAGUAGCAGCGAAUCGGCAGGGACCCCAUCCGAUCCGGAUCUUGAUGCUGGUGUGAGCGAGCGUUCGGGGGAUUGGUUGGAUCAGGAUUCGGUUUCAGACCAAUUCAGUGUGGAGUUUGAAGUGGAGUCUCUCGACUCGGAAGACUACAGCCUCAGUGAAGAGGGGCAGGAGCUCUCCGACGAGGACGAUGAGGUGUAUCGAGUUACCGUGUAUCAGGCAGGGGAGAGCGAUACAGAUUCAUUUGAAGAAGAUCCUGAAAUUUCCUUAGCUGACUAUUGGAAGUGUACUGCAUGCAAUGAAAUGAAUCCUCCCCUUCCACCACAUUGCAACAGAUGCUGGGCCCUUCGAGAGAACUGGCUUCCUGAAGAUAAAGGGAAGGUGCCCGAGAGUACCAAACUAGACAGCUCCACACCAGGAGAAGAGGGCUUUGAUGUCCCCGAUUGUAAGAAAACCACAGGGAAUGAUUCCAGAGAACCGUAUGCUGAGGACAAUGACGACACGGUCACACAAGCCUCCCAGGCCCAAGAGAGUGAGGACUAUUCUCAGCCGUCAACUUCCAACAGCGUCGUUUAUAGCAACCAAGAAGGUGUCAAUGAGUUUGAGAGGGAAGAAACACACGACAAAGAAGAAAGCGUGGAGUCUAGCCUUCCCCUGAACGCCAUUGAACCCUGCGUGAUUUGCCAAGGACGACCUAAGAACGGUUGCAUCGUCCAUGGCAAAACAGGGCAUCUCAUGGCGUGCUUUACAUGCGCGAAGAAGCUAAAGAAAAGGAAUAAGCCCUGCCCAGUAUGUAGACAACCAAUUCAAAUGAUUGUGCUAACUUAUUUCCCCUAGUUGACUUGUCUAUAAAAGUAGAGUCAUGUAUUUCUAACUAUAUAACCCUAAAAAUUUAGCAUGAAAUUUAUUUUUAUUUUUUUACAUAUAUCAAAGUGAGAAAGGUGUAUGUAGAUUUCUUCUCUAGUGUAAUUUACCUGUUUUGGGGGGGAAAUCAAUAUUUACUUCCUUUUAGGAAAUUUCACUUCUGUUUAUAUAUUUGGAUUGUUAUGUAAUUUGAAUUGGAUAUGUAGCUCAUCCUUUACCCCACCCCUCGUGUUUUAAAUAAUUUCCACUUUCUCUUAAAUGAGAAGUA